Gadus macrocephalus (Pacific cod) is the source of this 4889-nucleotide messenger RNA. RefSeq names its product MORN repeat-containing protein 4-like. The transcript is spliced from 5 exons. The coding region runs from base 614 to 1120 and encodes 168 amino acids. NCBI's taxonomy places the organism in Eukaryota, Metazoa, Chordata, Actinopteri, Gadiformes, Gadidae. The record is from RefSeq and is a predicted model, not a curated record.
AAAUACAAAUCAAGUCACGUGGUCAACACUAAAGCGCAAUAGACCAGCGAACAGGCAGAACAUAUUGAAGGGCUUGGUGUUGAAGACAUUUGGACUCCGGAAUCCAUACCUCCAGAACCGCACCGCUGUGCAGCUGCUGUGCGCACUGGGGGAAACAUAAAUCAACUUCCAUAAAACUCACCAGAACGCUCGCCUAAUCACCAAAUUGGUAGAUGAAAUGACACAAUAUCAUUAAAAGGAACCUCAGUGCCGUUUUAUAAUCCUACAGAGACGCAGGCAGCACAUAAAAGCCAAGGGCAGACGCUUUAGCGGUAGGAGCACUCCUCCUAAUUAAGCCAUUGAACUUCGGCCACGACGCUGCCCUUUAGAAAAAUACACCUUACACGCGCCGGGCUGUGGGUGCGAGGCGGGCCAGCCAAUAGGAGAAGGGUUUGAAUCAAGGUCAAGGGAAGAUGCUCAACAGCACCGCGGCGCAUUGGAUGGGAACCGAGGCUACCUAAGAAGCUAUACGAGAAAACCCGACGGUCGCCGCGCGGGGAUGGGAAGUCAUUCACCUGCCGCGUGCCUCUAAGCGAUGUAGAGCCCCCCUGGCUUUAAAUAACCAGCAGCACCCAUGACCCUGACGAGAGGUUCCUUCACCUACACCAACGGCGAGGAGUACCACGGAGAAUGGCGAGAAGGCAAGACCAUGUUACUAUGCUCCAUCAUCAACUUGGUUACUAUGCUCCGUCAUCACCACGGGCUCCGGCAUGGCCUGGGCCAGCUGAACUUCAGCGAUGGGACAUGCUACACGGGACAGUUCGAGAACGGCCUCUUCAACGGAUGUGGGGUGCUGGUGUUCCCUGACAACUCCAGGUACGAGGGGGAAUUUGUCCAGGGGAAGUUUCAAGGUAGCGGUGUCUUCUGUCGCUUCGACGGGAUGAAGUUUGAAGGAGAGUUUAAGAACGGCUGCAUCGACGGAUACGGGGUGCUGACGUUUGUUGACGGCGUUCGCGGUGCCGGCGGCGGCUGUCAGGAGGGCCUGUUUGAGUCCAACCAGCUGGUGCGGCGGGAGACAAGCCAGGGGGCGCUACAGCGGGCGCAGGGUGUCGCUGCCAAGGCCCGUGCCCUGGCCAAAUAACCAUCCACUACCCAACAUGCCCCUGGGUUAGGAUCCCUCCAUCCCCUUUGUCUGUGGUUAUCUUCUGUUUUUUAAGAGCUGUGUGUUGUUUAUUACUAAACAAGACCGGACCGUCUGGUCCGAAAGGGACCAGACGGUCUUGAUCCCCUGCAGCCAAACUCACCUUCCGUCUUUCUGCUGCUGAUGACACCUGGGUGCUCUCUCUGGUCUGAGGUUCAUUUCGACUGGACAACUCAAGAGUUCCUUGACCUGAAGUUUGACACGGACAGUAUCGCCGUAGGCUGAUGUUAUUCUCCAAUCCGUUGCAUGACUCAUGCAGGCAGCAAUCCAUAUCUUGCUUGGGGUACUCUGAAAACCAACCUCCAUGGGUCAUGCUUCAACAAGCACGAUCAACAGCCUUGUUACAACCAAUUACCCCGAGACACGGUGCUUUGGUUCAUGUUAGAUUGGUUGUAUUUGCCUCUAAUAUCAUGCAGUAUUUCUAUUUCUCAACACUCAGUGCCACAGUGACACAAGCUGGUCAAGGAUCAGUUUGAUUUGUCCUUCUCUGUGCCAUUCACAUGCUCUGCCAGCUGCAGCUGACCCAGAGUCAUCAUUGGCUCGUCAGGAGCUGGGGGGGGGCGGGGCUAGGGCAGGUGGAGGUGGGGCUGGGGACUAGAGCAGCAGUUCCUGACCUUUCAGCUCCAACUUUUGCUCCCCAUUUUUAGGGCGAAAUACUUCUACUUAUUUUAUUUUUUAUAUUUUCUGCUUCCCCACAUGUUUUAACCCUAGGGACAUCUGGACAUAUUAUCAAAGCUCCAGACCUUGUAUGAGGACUGCACACUUGAUAGUAAGCAGUGGUAGCAGUAGCUUGCUUGGCUGCGAAUCCUAAGGAAGUCUGUUUAUAUGCACAGGAACUUUCAAAUCUCUAAAUUGUGCUCCAUCAUAUAUCUAUAACUUGGGAUUCUGCUGACGUCAGUGCCGUGUUUUCAAGUACUUUAAAGUGUUUUAAAAAUGUUUUAAAGUCAGUGGCAGUUAACGGUUUGACUUGCGAUGUGAAAUGUCUCAUACAUGUGCACUCAGGCCUAAAGAAAGCCUCACUCUGCCUGAAAACACUUCUUGUAUCACAAAGUGAAUGAAACCACUCUUCGUUAGUGGGACCUUGCUGUUGUGGGUGUCUCAGGCUGGUCUUUCUCUCAGAGUACAGUCCACGUCCAUGUUCCCCUUCCCGGGUCUCCUAGCUCUAGUCCUGGUCUAAACCCUGAACCAUACUUCUCCACGUGUUCUGGCAAACUAAGCUAAGUGUAGCUGGAACCAAAAAACUAGGAGAUCGAACUGAACUCAAUGUUUGAGUACUGCUUAUUAGCAACAAAUAAUGCAAAAACACAACAUUCUUGAACAUUUGAAGCAAUUAGUUCUGAAAAUAUAAUACCUUGUCACAAGCUACAUCAAUUUAAACAAGGCUAUUUGCUUAUGCUUUUAAAAAAAGGUGGCAUAUAGCCUCCCGGGACCUAAAUACCUAAACCAGUCUCCUAAAUAAAUUGCACCUCAUACAUACUGAUGUUUAGAAAGUAAACAUUACAUAUGUUUUUGUAUUGGUUUGUUUUCUGCCAAGGUCAGGUUUGCCUCAUGCAUUUCAGAUGCAUUUGUGGCACGCGUUGGAUUGUUUCAACAUGUGCUUAGACAUUUAAUAGCAUAGCUUGUUAUGUCAAAUACAAGUAGGCGGAUUUAGAUCAGGCUGUGUUGUAAAGCUCAGUUUGUCAGAACACUUCUACAGGAAGCUUUGUUCCAGACCCGAUUAGAAGGAGCAAGAGGAGACCUAAGCAAAAAAAAAAAAAAAAAAAAAAAAGAUCAAAAAUGUAAUCAAUCCUUUAAACCUUUUUAGGAUAACUUGAGAACACCCACAGUACUUAUUGUAAAGCCUUUUGUCAGGAAGUGUAGCCAUCUUACCAGAAAGAGAAAAACAAAACGAAUCUCACUUUCAAGUCAAAUGGUUUACCCUGUGUUAAGCCUGUUAAGAUGGUGUGGUUUACCGGCGAACCAGCUUUCAGACACUAUUACAGAGCCUAGUGAGCCCACAGUCUCACUUGUUUAUUGAUGUCACUUGGAUGUUGUGUCUUUGUGUAUUUAUUAACAGAAAUGUCAAAAGAGAAAAAGACAACGCUAGACUAACACUGACUAUGUGAAUAAGGUGCCUAAUAGGAAUGUCUUGUCUGUGUGUGUAAAAUACGACUGGAAUUUACUGUGCUGCAUGUCGCUAUGCUUUACUCACUGUGCUGUACUGUUGACUACUAAGUGGACUUACAGUGGAUUCAGAUACAUGUCAUUAAGUAGCAGGUAGGGGGCUAGGGGGCCUCUGGCUCGAGGAGGCUUUCAGGUACACUGCGGACACGGACCUUUUGACCGGGCUAAAUUAGACACCCUAGCCCCCCAGACUUUCUGCUCGUGGCCAUGCUCUAUUCACUGUUAUGCAUGUAUGGGGGAUGCCCCGGUUUUAUCCAGUGGAUAAUCACUAAUACACACAACCUUUAAUCACAAAUACAGUCCAACAUGUUUAAAAUGCAUUGCCACAAUGCAAGAGUGAGUAUUUCAAUGUUAGAUAUGAAAAAACGGAGUGAUCCAAAAUAUACACAGUUGCUGCACGUUACAUAUAUGUUACAUGGGUAAAGAUUGGUGGGAUAUCCUCAAAUGUAAAGUAUGAUGGGUAACUAGCUUCUGCGUGUGGAACUAGUGGCAGUGUGGGGAAAUGCAUUAUAUAUCUGUAGAAGUGUUCUUUGUCCUUUGUGUGAAGUGUUUAGCGUUUUUCUUGAGGCUUUAUGACUGUUUCAUUUCUAUAAGCUUGUUUUGUACACCUGUACAGGGUGGGUGACUUUAAAAAUGCACGUGCACUGAUGCUAAAGGCCGAUUCGCACAAUCAGAAACUCAAGAUGUAAUCACUGCUUUAAUUCCCACUGCUUUUACUGUGCCUUUUUCUCUCAAACACACACAAACGUGGCCGGAUUCUAGAUGCCAACAGCAAUCCAUAUAUCAAUGUAUUAUUAUUACACUAGUUAUUAUUCGACAAAAUGAAACCAAAUAACAAGCAAUGAUCUCUAGAACGAUGAUGAAAUACAGAAACUGUCUAUAACUACUGAGUGCAAAAAUAUUUAAUUGCCUGUUUAAAAAGACGCUAAAGCAGCAAGGCUCGCCCACACACAUACAGACACACACAAACACAGAUACAUAUUGGACAGCCUAUAGAGAGCUACAGAACUAAUUGUGAGAAUUGUAUUAUCACUUCCCAUUUCUUAUAGAAGUGUUGAAAUACGUGUGUAGAGCUAGCUAGCUGACAUGGUAUGGCUAGUUUAAAGACUGCUAGCGGGAUCCCUGAUAACCUUCCGUAGAGAUGACAGAGUGGAUUAGAUUCACUGCAUUGGUAACAUUGACCACACUCUCACCUUGUGGAAACCACACUUGAAUUUGAACGAUAACCAUCUAAAGAAAACACGCAUAGAAAAUCACACACGGCAUCAUCACACCCCAUGGAGGGCACCCUGGACCUCACAUUCACAACGUGGGGUUUCUGAUUGAAAGGCAUGCAGACAAGAAGCUGGCCACCUCAAACUCUAGGGUCUGCUUGCUGGUACACAAGCUGCAUUGUCUAUUACGAGCCAUAUGAUGCAGAUGCCUCCAAUGGAUUAGACAUGGAGUAAUUAUGUCACAAAUAAAAGCGUGCAGUGUAUAUAUUGCAACAAAUGCGAGGGGACAAACAACAUGGUUUAAUUAAAUAAAUAAAUACAAUUAAAUAACA